AUGUUGUCGCUUAGCAUCAAAUUUUACAGCAUAAAAACAAAUAUAAUUAUUCGUCCGUACUCCUCCGAGCCUGAGCUCUCCAAUCGCUGCAACGCCUCAGUAGCCACCGUCGCGAAGCUAGGGUUUUUCUUGAUCGUCUCCUUCCCGGCGGUUUCAGAGCUCAAACCACCAAAAGGCGGUUCUGGAGAAUUGCUGGACUGUUCUUACAAUGGUCUCGUUUCAAAGAUGGUAAUCAAGAUCGCUGAGGAUACUCUAAAGAUCCGUUGA
Molecule: messenger RNA, 267 nt
Organism: Microthlaspi erraticum
Lineage: Eukaryota; Viridiplantae; Streptophyta; Magnoliopsida; Brassicales; Brassicaceae
Source: the annotation of a GenBank genome assembly